CGCGGUGCGGACGCCAUGCGGGCGUCGCUGCUGCUGUCGGUGCUGCGGCCCGCGGGGCCCGUGGCUGUGGGCAUCUCCCUGGGCUUUACCCUGAGCCUGCUCAGCGUCACCUGGGUGGAGGAACCGUGUGGUCCAGGGCCGCCCCAACCCGGAGACUCGGAGCUGCCGCCGCGAGGCAACACCAACGCGGCUCGCCGGCCCAACUCGGUGCAGCCCGGAGCCGGAACCGGAGAGAACUGGGAGCCGCGGGUCUUGCCCUACCAUCCUGCCCAGCCCGGCCAGGCUGCCAAGAAAGCCGUCAGGACGCGAUAUAUCAGCACCGAGUUGGGCAUCAGGCAAAGGCUGCUGGUGGCAGUACUGACCUCACAGGCCACGUUGCCUACACUGGGUGUGGCUGUGAACCGCACUCUGGGACACAGACUAGAGCGUGUGGUGUUCCUGACAGGCGCCCGCGGCCGUCGGAUACCCUCAGGCAUGGCCGUGGUGACCCUGGGUGAGGAGAGGCCCAUCGGACACCUGCACCUGGCGCUGCGCCACCUGCUGGAGCAAUAUGGUGAUGACUUUGACUGGUUCUUCCUUGUGCCUGAUGGCACCUACACUGAGGCACAUGGACUGGCUCGCUUAGCUGGCCGCCUCAGCCUUGCCUCCGCAACCCACCUCUAUCUUGGCCGGCCCCAAGACUUCAUAGGUGGAGAGCCCGCCCCUGGCCGUUAUUGCCACGGGGGCUUCGGGGUACUGCUGUCGCGCACUUUACUGCAGCAACUGCGCCCCCACCUGGAAGGCUGUCGCAACGACAUCGUCAGUGCACGCCCUGAUGAGUGGCUGGGACGUUGCAUCCUUGAUGCAACUGGCGUGGGCUGUACUGGUGACCACGAGGGGGUGCACUACAGCUAUCUGGAGCUGAGCCCUGGGGAGGCUGUGAAGGAGGGGGACCCCCGCUUCCGCAGUGCCCUGACGGCCCACCCAGUGCAGGACCCUGUGCAUAUGUACCGACUGCACAAGGCUUUUGCCCGAGCUGAGCUGGAGCGCACGUACCAGGAGAUCCAGGAGCUUCAGUGGGAGAUCCAGAACACUAGCCAGCUGGCUGCCGACGGGGAGCAGGCUGCUGCCUGGCCAGUGGGCAUUCCAGCGCCUUCUCGCCCUGCCUCGCGCUUCGAGGUCCUUCGCUGGGACUACUUCACAGAGCAGUAUGUUUUCUCCUGUGCUGAUGGCUCACCCCGCUGCCCACUGCGUGGGGCCGACCGGGCUGAUGUGGCUGACAUCCUGGGGACAGCCUUGGAAGAGCUCAACCGCCGCUACCAACCAGCCCUGAGACUCCAGAAGCAGCAGCUGGUGAACGGCUACCGCCGCUUUGAUCCAGCGCGAGGCAUGGAGUACAUGCUGGACUUGCAGCUGGAAGCACUAACCCCCGAGGGCGGCCGCCGGCCCCUCACCCGCAGGGUGCAGCUCCUCAGGCCUCUGAGCCGCGUGGAGAUCUUGCCUGUGCCCUAUGUCACCGAGGCCUCGCGUCUCACCGUGCUCCUGCCCCUGGCUGCGGCGGAGCGCGACCUAGCCCCCGGCUUCCUGGAGGCCUUUGCCACUGCAGCCCUGGAGCCGGGUGACGCCGCAGCCCUGACCUUGCUGCUGCUGUAUGAGCCUCGCCAGGCCCAGCGGGCAGCCCACGCGGACGUCUUCGCACCUGUCAAGGCCCACGUGGCAGAGCUAGAGCGGCGUUUCCCUGGUGCCCGGGUACCCUGGCUCAGCGUGCAGACGGCUGCGCCCUCCCCACUGCGCCUCAUGGACCUACUUUCCAAGAAGCACCCACUGGACACCCUGUUCCUGCUGGCCGGGCCCGACACCGUGCUCACGCCGGACUUCCUGAACCGCUGCCGCAUGCAUGCCAUCUCGGGCUGGCAGGCCUUUUUCCCCAUGCACUUCCAGGCCUUCCAUCCAGCCGUGGCUCCGCCUCAGGGGCCUGGGCCCCCAGAACUGGGCCGCGACACUGGCCGCUUCGAUCGCCAGGCGGCCAGCGAGGCCUGCUUCUACAACUCCGACUAUGUAGCCGCUCGCGGGCGGCUGGCGGCAGCCUCUGAGCAAGAGGAGGAGCUGCUGGAGAGCCUGGAUGUGUACGAGCUGUUCCUGCGCUUCUCCAGCCUGCACGUGCUGCGGGCCGUGGAGCCCGCGCUACUGCAGCCCUACCGGCCUCAGGCGUGCAGCGCGCGGCUCAGCGAGGACCUGUACCACCGCUGCCGCCAGAGUGCGCUCGAGGGCCUCGGCUCCCGAACCCAGCUCGCCAUGCUGCUCUUCGAGCAGGAGCAGGGCAACAGCACCUGACCCCACGCCCUGCCGCGCGCGCCGGACCCUCCCUCGCCCCCGACCCAGCUCCUCCCUCCCCAGCAACCUGGAGAGAGCCGCCUACCAGCCUCGCUGGACAGGGCUGGCUGUAGCCUCGGACCCCAGAGCAGUCCACUGGGCCCCUGUCUCUGUCUGGGGGAGGUGCCCUGGAGCCACCCAUUUUCACCCCAACUCCAGUCUCCCUGCCCCCCCCCACACACCCUUGACGCUGCUGAUUCAAGCUGUGGCCUCCUUGUAUUUAUGCAGCACAGCCUGCCUGACGCCAGCCAUGCCUUCUGGGGUGUAGUCCUGGGAGCUGGACUGUAGACAAGUCGUUGGAGAAGGGGGGAAGCAGAAAGAGAAGGGUUGUGGUAUCUCCCACCCUCUCUCUUUCAACCCCUGAUAAAGGCCUGACUUUAAUAAACUGGCUGGGUGUA
Jaculus jaculus (lesser Egyptian jerboa) is the source of this 2750-nucleotide messenger RNA. RefSeq names its product chondroitin polymerizing factor (gene Chpf). Gene Ontology annotation, cellular component: Golgi cisterna membrane. The transcript is spliced from 4 exons. The coding region runs from base 16 to 2313 and encodes 765 amino acids. Lineage: Eukaryota; Metazoa; Chordata; Mammalia; Rodentia; Dipodidae. The record is from RefSeq and is a predicted model, not a curated record. Gene Ontology annotation, molecular function: glucuronosyl-N-acetylgalactosaminyl-proteoglycan 4-beta-N-acetylgalactosaminyltransferase activity.